UGCCUUGAUCUUAUAAUAAUCUACUUUUAUUUUAAUAAACUCACACAUGCACACAAUUGAAAAUAAGGAAAACUUCGUUUCAUCAGUCACCGGAAGAAUUAACUUUAUGUGUUCCCAGCAUGCAUUACGUUUUUCGUCCUCAGAAGAAGUCGUGUCAAACACCAUGGCCCGUGAUUUAAAGUGUAAAGUGUACGUUGGAGACCUAGGGUAUGGAGCAGCGAAGGAAGAAUUAGAAGAAAAAUUUUCCAAAUACGGACCUUUACGCAGUGUCUGGGUUGCGAGAAAACCCCCAGGAUUUGCGUUUGUGGAAUUCGAAGACAGUCGUGAUGCUGCUGAUGCUGUCAGGGCGUUAGAUGGAACGCGCAUAAAUGGUGGCAGAGUACGAGUGGAACUAUCAAGUGGCAAGCGACGAUCAGAUCGAAGAAGUCCUCCUAGGAAUAAAGGUGGCAGCAGCGGUGGUGGUGGUGGCGGAGGUAGUUUUGGUGCUAGAGGCCGUGGAAGUCCAUCUUAUGAUGACUACCGUUUGCCCAGAAGGUCAAGGUCUGCAUCACCUCGUCGCUCAGCUCGCCGUAGAAGUGAAUCUGGGUCCCCCUUUCGCAGACGUCGUAGCAGGAGCAGGAGCUGAGCCAGUUUACCAGUUCUGUGAGAGCUGCUGACACUAAAGACCUUUCUUGUGUAGAGUGGAGAGCGCUGUUAGAAUCAAAUACUGAACAUUUAUCUUGAACAAUUUCUUCAUAAACACUAUUUGGAGAUGACUUCAGGUAAUUCAACAGCGUCACAUGUUCAUGUCUUUCAAGCUUUGGACACCACUGUAAUGACUACAUUGCCUUGGACUCUAGUGUAUGUGAAGAAGCUGAACAUUUUAAAACUCAUCUUGUGUUUUUAUCUUUUUCUUUUUCCUAAUUCCCAACUACCCUUCUCUUUUUUUUUAAAAAAAAAACUGACAUCAAGUUGUCUUGAUUUAAGGACCAAAUUCUCAGUGGCACAGGUAUUUCCCCUUAGUUCUUCAGCUUAACUGUUCAGUUAGGAUGUACUGACAUUGUCAGAAUGAAUAAGCUGCUAACAGACUUCUGUUAUGUUGCACUGCCAUUAGUUUGUCAUAAAAAUUUGAUCUCUUUCUGAAAUGCAUUGUGUUCUUUGCUGGUGAAAUGUAGGCAGCAAAAGCCAGGAAGAUUUCUGUACUAGCUGCUCAAUAAAUAGUUUUGAUGUAGUAGAAACCAGUUUUUCCACAUGCAAGAGUGCCAACAGAAGCUCUCAUUCUGAUGUAUUUGCUGCAUCUCACAAAUUCAGCCAGACGUUGGGAAUAAGUAUGUUGAAUACCACUCACUCCUCAUAAAAUAAAUAAGUUUGGAAUCAGUUUAGUGCGAAAUCCACUGUUACCAAUGUGAUGAAACGAGGCGGGGUAGAGGGAUGGGGCUACCAUCCGAGGGGAAAGGGGGUCACUUUAGUCGGCUCGCUCCACCCCACUUUCUCCCUCACACUCAGUCACCCGCCUGUUCAUACGUCCGAACGCGUACUAACAGUCGCACUCACCAACACCAACUGACAAGACAGUUGUACAGAUUAUAUAAUUAUAAAAAAGAAAAGCAAAUUAGGUUGACAUGAAAAUAGUUACAGAAUAAUGGAUUUAGAAGAUAAUUUGGUCUUACGUCAGUAUCUGCACAUAUGUCCGGACAUGCGGUCCGUCCCUGACCCACAAUUCAGUCUUGGCAUAUAGUAGGUCUUCCUCGAACACGAACUGUCCCCUUUCGUUGGCACUGUUAGCACCGCUCGGCUACCUUGCCCUUGGUUCUUGAAGGGGGGUACAGCUGGCUGAAAACACUCUGCCUACUCAAAGAUUUCCUGCCGCUGCCUCACAACAGUUGCCCUCGGCAGUGGACUGCAGCGACGAUUCUCAGAGGUGGAAAUAUCUUGUCUGCUGUUCUCUGAAGAAAACCACAACUGGACUGGUGGCACGGUGGGGUCUACCAGCCGCUGCCUCGCUCGUCUUGCUGCCGGAAUCCAGUUGGUUUCGUCUCUUGUGGUUUGGGAGAAUCAGCCCCGUAUUUGUACCACACUCUUCUCUAUGCAACCAGACCGCAAGUGCCAGCAGGUAGUGAUACGUUCUAAACGGAACGGGCUUCCCUUUCUCAGACCUGCUGCCUGCGACUGAAAGAUCACUCAGAGAGCGACGUCUCUGCUGGAACACGAGGGAAAAAGCCCCGCUACACAUCUACCCUAAACUAUAUACUAAUAAAACACGUGACUUCUCGCCACCGAAUCCACCCGGCCCUGACGCUAUCGCUCUAACACUAAGAGAACUACUGCCUACUGCGCUAUUCCCCUAACUGCUCCAUCUUACACCCCCAACCCUGGGCCUCGAUCGCCUCCAUAAGUCAAGGCGGUCUGGUGUCCGUUUCCUCUGAUCGUCGCCCACCUAUAAUUACCUACUCCUCUUCGGCCCUGUUGUCCUGGCUUGAACCCGGCGGGUUCAUGACAACCAAAAAGUUUUCUUUUGUUUAAAAAUCUUUAAUGUGAAAGUGCGACAUGACAUUCAGAUAUGCUGUACAAGGGUAUGUACAUGUAUCACUGGGAAAGAUUUUGGUUCAUUUUUAUUGGAAUAAUUAUUAUGUACAGUGAUAGUUGUGACUGCUGUUAAUGUGUGAAAAGAUAAAGCUGAUUAAUAUUCUCUGAUACCAUCUUUGUAAAAGUUGAUGCAUGUAAACUUUUUAAAAGUCACUUGCAUGAGUAAAUUUGUAAUAGAUCAGUUUGUUUUAACCAUGUAAACAUAAACAUCGGUGGAAGAAAAUUGCA
Pomacea canaliculata is the source of this 2793-nucleotide messenger RNA. RefSeq names its product RNA-binding protein 1-like. The transcript is spliced from 5 exons. Lineage: Eukaryota; Metazoa; Mollusca; Gastropoda; Architaenioglossa; Ampullariidae. The record is from RefSeq and is a predicted model, not a curated record. Gene Ontology annotation, biological process: mRNA splicing, via spliceosome. Gene Ontology annotation, cellular component: nuclear speck. Gene Ontology annotation, molecular function: RNA binding. Bases 47 to 625 code for a protein of 192 amino acids.